AUGCCUUCCAUCAGCAACAUCGUCGCCGCCAUGGCCUUCACCGCCGGCAUUGCCCAGGCCAUCCCCCAGUACCAGAACCUCCUCUGCCGGUGCUUCCAAGACCUCGUCUGCCGCUGGCAUGGCUACUCUCCCGCUCUUGCCGAGUCCGCCUACUGCCCCGGCCUUAACGGUGCUCUCGUCGGUGACUACCUGAUUGAGUGCUCGACAUCGCAUUUCGGAACUAUUCUUCAGGUCGGCAACGGCACCGUCGCUGUCGCCAAGCGUGCUGUUUACACCUCCCUCGGUGACUGCAUCAACCUCUGCUCUACCACCUCUACUUGUGUUGGUACCGCUUUCGACACUGUUGCUCGCACUUGCACCCUCUACUCUGAGGUCGGCCAGGCUGUUGCCGCCAACGGUGUUGACUUUGCCGUCCUGACCAACCCCAACGGCAACGGUGUCGGUGCCGGUGGUGUCGCUACCUCGACCAUCUUCUCGACCCAAGUCGUGACCAUCUCCAGCUGUGCUCCCACUGUCACCAACUGCCCCCUUAAGAACGGCGCAUCGGUCGUUACCCAGGUCAUUCCCGUGAGCGAAACAACCUACAUCUGCCCUACCGCCACUACUCUCCCUGCCUCUGCUGUUGCCUGUGGCUGUGCUGCUGUCCCCGUCACUGUCACUCAUGUUCCCACUGCCACUGUCUUGACCACCACCAUCUGCACCAGCUGCGCUCAGCCCACUGCCAACAUGAACAACGGCAACGGCAACGGCAACAACAACGGUGGUAACAACGGCGGUGCCAUCACCUCUACUGUCACCGUCUGCAACUCUGGCAAGUGCUCUGCUGUCGCCACCACUAUCGCUGUUGCCUCUGCCACCACCUCUCAGAUGGCUGUCUACACUGGUGCUGCCGACUCCGUCAAGGCCGGCUCCGCCUUCGCUGCCUUCGUUGCCGGUGCCGCCAUCCUCCUCUAA
Molecule: messenger RNA, 954 nt
Organism: Aureobasidium uvarum
Lineage: Eukaryota; Fungi; Ascomycota; Dothideomycetes; Dothideales; Saccotheciaceae
Source: the annotation of a GenBank genome assembly